Messenger RNA from Blepharisma stoltei, 420 nucleotides. NCBI's taxonomy places the organism in Eukaryota, Ciliophora, Heterotrichea, Heterotrichida, Blepharismidae. The record is from the annotation of a GenBank genome assembly.
AUGGUAAGCGUCUCCUCCGACCUUCUCUGGGAACUCUUAAGAAACAACAACAAAUAUCUUAUUCGUCGCCAAAACACUGAUUUCUCAACUGACCCUUAUAAUCUUGUCAACAUCCACAGCCAGAAAUUCGCAGGGAUCGCAAGCACAAGCGCAAUUGGCGUAGCAACCAGAAAGAAAGGUGAACCAGUUACUCUUAAAGCUAAAAAGCUCAGAAAAUAUGGACUUAAAGGCAAAACCCACCACGAAGAAAAAAUCACAGUUAAGAAAGCAGGAUAUUCUGGAAAGGCAAAAUCCACAAUAGUCUCUUUAGUUGAAAACAGAAACCCAAGUCUCGCCAAAGCUGCUUCUGAAAGAAUGCAAAAGCUUCACAGAAGUGAGCAGCCAAAGAAAACAAUUACACGUAGAAACAGAAAAGCUUAA